AUGGAGCAUCCCCACAUCAAAGACCCAUCCCAGGACGAUGGGCCCUUGUGGGGCAGCAAAAUAGGGUCUGCCAAGGACCCAGAACGUGGUGUGAUGCCACUGGACAGCGGGGAGGCACGCAUGCACUCGCUGGGAUACAAACAGGAGCUCAAAAGGGAGUUUGGUUUCUUGACAAGCACCUGUGCCAGCCUGGGCCUCAUGGCAUUCUCUUCCGGUCUCACAGGCUUCUUUGGCAUUGCGUACAUGAACGGGGGCCCCGUGUCGGUGGUGUGGGGGUGGUUGCUAGUGGCGGUCAUGAACAUCUUUGUGGCUCUAACAAUGGCGGAGAUUGUCAGUGCAUAUCCCAUUGCUGGAGGCCCCUACUACUGGUGCUUGGAGCUGCUGGAUAACAAUCCCAAAUACACCCUCAUCGGCUGGUGUACGGGGUGGAUGAACGUGCUGGGCCAGUUUGCACUGACAGCAUUCAAUGCACUGCUCCUUGCAAAGCACGUUGCAAUAAUGUGGCUCCUUGGGAAUGGCCAUGUAUUUCCACCCUUGGAAACCCUGCUGGUCUAUGCAAUCGUCCUGCUUCCUGCCGGCUUCCUCAGCACGAGCAGCACGCGCGGCAUGCGCAGCUACGCGGCAGCUGCGGGAGCCUUCCUGGUAGUCAGCGGGUUACUCAUCGCGGUGGCGUUGCCUGUUGUGGCGCCCACACACCAGAGCGCCGCAUUCGUGUUCACCCACUUUAAUGUGGGUGACAUGGCAAUGUCGAAUGUGCCUAAUGUGGCGUACCUCUUCCUGCUGGGCAUGCUCACUGCCCAGGGGACGUUCAUUGGCUACGAAGCGCCGGCACAAUUUGCCGAGGAGACCAGGCGGGCAGAUGUCAGUGUGCCCCGAGCAAUUAUCUUGUCUGUGAUGGCAAAUGCAGUCCUGGGCUUUUGCUACAUCGUUGCCAUCCUGUUCAGCAUCCAGGGGGUGGCAAAUUUAUCGAAUGGGGAGGCCCAUGGGUACCUGGUGGGUCAGAUCUUCUAUGACUGCUUCAAGGCACGAUUUGGGUCGGGAGUGGGUGCAAUAGUGAUGUUGAUCAUCCCCAUGAUCACCACUUUCAACGCUACAGUCCUCUCGCUCGCCACAAAUGCAAGGAUGCUGUGGGCGUUCGCGCGCGACGGCGGCGUUCCCUAUUCGCGUGUGUGGUCAGCGGUUAGUGAUUGUACGCACACUCCAGUCAGUGCGGUGUGGGCAAUGUCUGCACUGGCGUUCCUGCUGGGCCUGCCCAUGCUCUACUCCUUGGAAGUCUUCCAAGCACUCAUAUCCGUCAGCUCUGUGGGCCUCUACACCAGUUAUGCCAUCCCGAUAGUGUUGCGCAUGCUGCGCAAGGACAGCUUCCAGGCAGGUCCCUUCCAGCUGGGCAAGUGGCAGCUUCCAGUGCACCUGGCAGCUGUGGUAUGGGUGGCUAUCUCCACAGUGUCCUUCAUCAUGCCGACAUGCUACCCGGUGGAUAUUUCGAAUGUUAAUUGGACACCAGUCACGGUGGGUGCAGCGCUGCUGCUUGUGCUGGGGGGAUGGUACCUGCCUUGUCUUCGCGCUUGGCAGUGUCACCACGGCAAGGCACGCACUCUCGGCUGCGCCUGUGCGAGAGCUGCUGGGCGCUGCAGCGGGGGCACACAGGAGCCAGAAUUCGAAAGCCCGAGCGCACACCUGCAGCGCCUGACGCUCACUGACCUGGAAUACACUGUGGCAAAGGAGGCAACGCCCCAGAAUGGUGCAACUACCCGGGCAGCUCCAGCCUGCCCACCUGCCCGGACCGGGCAGCUCGGCGGCACCCACACCUCUGUAGUCAUCCAGAGCCACCUCCCUUUGCAUAAAAAACCCUGA
Coccomyxa subellipsoidea C-169 is the source of this 1854-nucleotide messenger RNA. RefSeq lists its product as hypothetical. The transcript is spliced from 13 exons. The coding region runs from base 1 to 1854 and encodes 617 amino acids. Gene Ontology annotation, molecular function: transmembrane transporter activity. The record is from RefSeq and is a predicted model, not a curated record. NCBI's taxonomy places the organism in Eukaryota, Viridiplantae, Chlorophyta, Trebouxiophyceae, Coccomyxaceae. Gene Ontology annotation, biological process: transmembrane transport; amino acid transport. Gene Ontology annotation, cellular component: membrane.